CGCCAUCAUCCAUUCGCAUUCAUUCUCUCUUAUAUUCCAUAUUCUGUUUCGUUCCCCCAAAUUAGUUUUAAAUCGCGCGUGAAUCUCCGAGGGCCGGCGGGGCUGGGCGGUUUAAUUUGGGAAAUAUGGUGAAGUGGUCGGCGGCAACGGAGAAGAAGUAUAGGGUCACGGUGAAGCCAUUGAGGCUGGAGGGGAUCCUGACGUCACCAUCUCCGUCGUCUCAAAUGGUGGUACUGAAGGUGAAAUGGGACGGCCCCAAGUCGGCCGGAGGAGUACUGGGCCGUGGGUUCUCGAUCAUGAUGAGGUCGUCACAGCCGAGUAAUUACAGCACCCACAAGUUCUUGAGACGGCGACGCAGCAGCACCGAUUGUGAUGAAAAUGCCGGCGAGAAUGAGGUGGAGGAGGAGUCGGCAGCCACGGAGGUUGAAUGGGACGGAGAAGAGUUUGAGAGCGUUUGCAGCUUCGGCACGGCGUCGUCUUCCGGUACUUCGUUUUCUCCCUGGGAUGUAACGUUCAGCGUUCUCUGCGGAAAGGAAGCAGAAUUCAGGAACACGAAAUUAACAACAGCGGGGAGUAUUUCGUUCAACAUAGCAGAACUAUUGGGUUCUCGCACCACGAUUGAUUCUCACAUCAUUAGUCUUCCCAUUUCCUUGCACAUUCACGGCGCCACCCGCUCCCAAGCAAUUCUUGUGGUAAGCGUGAGCUUUGCUGAGGUCAGGAAUGGUGACAAGGCUCCACAUCAGCAAACCAUGCCCCUUCCUUCCGCCAAGGAUCAAGUAGCCAAACAACCGGCCCCUUCCGACUCGGCCGCCACGUCAUGUCCGACUCAGCAGAAGAAAAGGCGACUCAGCUUCGGUUUAUCCUGGAAGACACGUCAUCAACCGAAUCCCUCUCCGCCUUCCCCACCGCCGCCAGCUCACUCUGCCGACGGGAACUGGGAGGUGAAGAAAGAGCUGAUAAGCAGGGACGGAGGAGCGAAGCUUGCCAACGCGAGCGUCUUCCUCGCCUCGUUCGACCAGCGAAGCGAGAAGGCCGCCGGAGAGAGCGCCUGCGCCGCCGUCGUGGCCGUGAUCGCUAACUGGCUCCACACCAACCCUCGAUCCAUCCCUACGAGGCCCCAGCUCGACGGUCUGAUCGCCGAAGGCUCGUCGGAGUGGCGGAAGCUCUGCCACGACGAAUCCCACCGGAGCUCCUUUCCGGACAACCACUUCGACCUCGACACCGUCCUCGCGAACCUCCGGCGGCCGCUGACCCUCUCCCCGGACGAUUCCUUCACCGGAAUCUUCAGCCCGGAGAAAUUCCACAACUUAAGUGGAGCGACGUCGUUUGACGAGGUCUGGUCACACGUCAGCAAAGGUGGAAAAGUCAGCGGUCAACGGGAGGAUGAGGUGGCGGUGGUGUACAUUGUGAGUUGGAACGAUCAUUUCUUCUUGCUGAAGGUGGAGUCCGAUGCUUACUACAUAAUUGACUCGCUAGGGGAACGGCUUUACGAAGGAUGCGAUCGAGCUUACGUGUUGAAGUUUGAUGAGUCGGCCGUUUUGUACGAGAAGGCGGCGGCGGCGGCGGCGGCGACGGAGGAGGUGGAGGAGGAAGAAAGGUGGAAGGUGGUUUGUGAAGGGAAAGAGUGUUGUGGAGAGUAUAUGAAGAGGUUCUUGGCCGCCGUGACGGUUGGGGAGCUGGAGGAAGAAGAGCAGAAAGGGGAGGAUCAAGUUUCGACGCUUUCUCUUCUUCGGAGGUUGCAAAUUGAUUUUCACUUUUGCUGUUUGUCGGUCUCUGGUGAUUCGAAUUUGUCGUCUGUGGUGGAAUCUCCGACUAAUUCCUCGAUUUUUUCAGGUGACGAAGUUCAAUUUAGCGAGUGAUUUUUCGUUGAUGUAUAUUUUUUUUUUCUCUUUCAAAUGAUUGUUGACGCAAUUUUAACUUCCGAUACAAGUGUCAAGUGGUGUACAUAUUUUACCCUACUACUAAUUUCAUUUGUAAAUAACACGAAAUGUAAAUUCAAGGUUUCCAAAAUUUUGAGAUCAUGCACAAUGUAAGAUAACUGUCCUCCUCUUUGUUAUUAACGAAUUUUAUUUUUCAUAUGAUCAUAUCUAAAGUUUUGUCCCUCUACUUAUUUUGUUUUAAGUACUUCUUCAAUUAUUUCUUGCCACCAGAAGUUGAAGGUAAAGAUAAUCAAGAGAAGAAUGACAAUGGCGGAGGUUCGGGGCGGGUAUUUUGAUAUCCAUACCCGUUUCGUGGCAGGUCGGAUCUAGAUCGAUUAAUUUAUAAUAGGGCGCGGGUUGGGGCAGGACGAUCCAAUUGGUAUGUAAUUUAUAUGUAAAGAAAUAUAACUUUUCAUUAUUUUCAUUAUAAAACCAAGAAACAAACCGUAAGAUGAUAAAUGUAGUUAAAUCAGUAGAUACAUUGAGGUUUUCACUAAAUUAUAAUUUUACUAUGGCUAAAAUAUGAUGUAAUAAAAGGAAAAUUCUAAG
This is a messenger RNA of Linum trigynum, 2468 nucleotides long. The record is from the annotation of a GenBank genome assembly. Lineage: Eukaryota; Viridiplantae; Streptophyta; Magnoliopsida; Malpighiales; Linaceae.